This is a messenger RNA of Pseudogymnoascus destructans, 279 nucleotides long. RefSeq lists its product as uncharacterized. The coding region runs from base 1 to 279 and encodes 92 amino acids. The record is from RefSeq and is a predicted model, not a curated record. Lineage: Eukaryota; Fungi; Ascomycota; Leotiomycetes; Thelebolales; Thelebolaceae. The transcript has a single exon.
AUGCAAAUUAUGGCAUGCCUCUUGGAAUUAGGCGUCGAUAUUAACGAGCCCGAUGAUAAAGGUAAGCCAAAGAACGGCUCAAUUGGAGCCCCUAUCUACUGGGCAAUCCGCGAGAGUCAGAUCGCCAACUUAAAGUUCUUGGUCGAGAAUGGAGCAGAUCUCGCUGUUGAAGCCCCCUACAAUUGUGGGACGCCUCUGGAGAAGGCCAGGGCAGGGCAAAUCAAAGACACGGAAAUAGCGAAGUAUUUUGAGAGUGUUUCACCUAGAGAGUUAAGUUAG